CACGUGACAAACGUCAGUCUUUUGCUUCCUGACGUGAUGUUUCAGAACUGCACCAAUGACGGCUACUGGCAGCAGCGCAUUAGCAUUUUUAAAGUCUGCACGGCUCGUCAUACACGACGCGGGGGCUGCAUCCACUUUACCAAAAGGGUCGUGUGGCAUUCCAGUGUGGCCGCUGCGACGCCACGCUUGUUGGAGGGGGACGCGAGACAAGCUGGCUGAAGGGGCCGAUGAGACGAAGUUAUCGCCAACCGAUCGCGACAUCGCGCGAAUCCACCGACUGGCCUGUGAGAAUGGACAGCAGACAUAUAAAGAUCCCGUGACUGGAUACCUGGUCUUCACCGAGUAUGCCCAUCUUCAGAGGGGAAGGUGCUGUGGUUCUGCAUGCAGACAUUGUCCAUAUGGUCAAGAAAAUGUCCAAGACCCUGCGAAAAAGAAAAUUUUCAAUUCACUUUUUUAUACCUAAACAUGGACAUUUCAGUGGCAUUUUAUGAAGAAAAUAAAAAAGAAAUAGGAUGAUAGCUAGCAUCCUGUAACUCACUGAAUUAUUGUUAUGUGCCCUAUAGCAUGGUCAUAUUUUGUUAUAUAGUUUUAAUUUAUGUCACAAGCAUUAAAAUAUAAUAUGAAACAAUCUAGCAGACUUUAAUGGAUUCAUUGUUAAGGUGUUUUACUUGAAUUAAGUAUUUAUUAAACUGAACAAUGUUGAAACUUACAUUAGUUUGCAAUUGUGCAGUAUUUUCUCUCUUUUAAAGAGUAACAGAGGAAUUCUGCUAUUUUUUGGAAAGAAUGUAUUUCUGCUCCCAAUGAUGAUGUUAUACGAGAAGGAUAACUUCUGCAGUAACAAAUAUUAAGUUGUUGUAGCAGCCACUGAUAUUUUAUUUAUUUUAAAGAAGCAGGUAUACAAGAAUACAGUGGACACUAUAAAUGCAGAGGUUGUGCCCUGUCAGCAUUUUUGGUUUGAUGAUGUCCUCUCCUAAUUAUCUUCAGUAUCUCCUUUGUGUUAUGCCUAAGUGUCAGUAAGUUAACAAUUAGUACCUCCAUUAAUCUGAUGUGUGGUUGGAAUACAACAAAGUCAACAAAGUCAAGUUGGAUUAUAUUAAAAAAGAAUAAAUCAGAAAAGAAGUAAAACUGA
This is a messenger RNA of Erpetoichthys calabaricus (reedfish), 1129 nucleotides long. It is a transcript of the gene c10h1orf53, whose product is annotated as chromosome 10 C1orf53 homolog. The transcript is spliced from 3 exons. Bases 56 to 463 code for a protein of 135 amino acids. NCBI's taxonomy places the organism in Eukaryota, Metazoa, Chordata, Cladistia, Polypteriformes, Polypteridae. The record is from RefSeq and is a predicted model, not a curated record.